This is a messenger RNA of Humulus lupulus (European hop), 2340 nucleotides long. RefSeq names its product AT-hook motif nuclear-localized protein 11-like. The transcript has 6 exons. Bases 1069 to 2076 code for a protein of 335 amino acids. NCBI's taxonomy places the organism in Eukaryota, Viridiplantae, Streptophyta, Magnoliopsida, Rosales, Cannabaceae. The record is from RefSeq and is a predicted model, not a curated record. Gene Ontology annotation, molecular function: minor groove of adenine-thymine-rich DNA binding.
GAAGUAGAACAAAGGAGGAACCAAUAAAGCAGAGAGAGAGAGCUGCAUAAGCAAGAGAAAAGCAUCGUCAACCUCAACCACUUGGUCACAGCUUUUAGAGAGAGAAAAGCAACCCAGCUUUUUAGAGAGAGAAAGAAAGGAAACCCAGCUUUUAAUUUUUUAAUUUUUAAAUUUGUGUGUUUGGAGUGAGAGAAAGAAAACUCGUCUGCCCCUAGAAAAUUGCAUUGAGAUAAGGACUUGUGCUAGUACUGGUAGUAAAUACUCUCUCUCUUCUUUGCACAGAUAUACAAAAUGACCUCUUCAUCCUUCUCUUCCUCACUCCUCUCUGCAUUUUCACAGAGGCGCUCUUUAAUUUUUCACAAGCUGUUCGACCUUUAAGGCCCCCCUUCUCUGACUCUGACCUCUCUCUCUGCUACGACUUCUCCAAUAACCCAAUUCUCUUUUCUUGAUUUUAGAGAGCCCCUCUCUCUCUCAGUGCAGUGAAACCGUUCGACGUUUACUCCCCUCACUGCAAAAAAUGUCGAUUUGAUGAAUCUCUCUUCAUAUUUCACCCCAUAGACGAGAGGGUCUGAGAAAAACUGUUCGACCUUUAACUCUGCUCACGUAUACGUCACUCGGGUCUGUCAUUUCUUUUCCUUUUUCUGCUUUUUGGGUACCCUUUAGUGAUAUGUCGUCUGCAUUUUCAAAUUCUGUGGUGUUGUACAAGACUUGGUUUUGAGUUUAUUAAUGGCAUUGACUUAGUCAGUCCUCUGGGUUCAUUUUAAAUUUUGUUUAAUUUUCAUUCCUUUUGAGGCAAAAAGUGGAACUUGUUAAAGGGUUUGAAGGGUUGAGCUGGUUUUUUGUGUGUAUGAGUGCGAAAGUUUCCUUAGAAGAGGCUUGGUGUUAAAGGAUUUAUAAUGGGUUGGUGACAGUGGACCUGUUUCAGUCUCUUCCGUUCGUUAUCUUCAACUUCAAGCCUUUUUGUAAUUUCUUAUUUGGUUUGAGUUUACCACUGUAUCAAACAGUAGAACAGAGAGGAGCAAUUCCAAGUUUCUUUCAAAAGAUUUGUAAGUGUUCAAAAGUAAAUGCAUGGAUCGAAGAGAUCCUAUGGCGUUAUCUGGGUCUGCAUCUUACUAUACUCAGAGAGGAAUAGCUGUCCCUGGUUCUGGAGGACAGCCUGAGCUUCAUGGAUCACCAGGCAUUCAUCAAUUGUCGAAUCCAAACGUGUCGUAUCAGUCCAAUAUGGGAGGCAGUACUAUGGGAUCAACACUACCAGCAGAACCUCCUUCGGCUAUGUCCUCCCAUGGUGUCAAUGUGGGUGGUGGACAAGCUAUGAUGUCAUCAAAUGAGCAAAUUAAAAGGAAAAGAGGAAGGCCUCGGAAAUACGGACCUGAUGGAUCUGUAUCCUUGCAACUGUCUCCUUCUCCCGCUACCAAUCCUGGAUUGGCAUCACCAACCCAGAAGCGCAGCAGGGGACGUCCAAAAGGGACUGGGAAGAAGCAACAAUUAGCUUCUCUUGGUGAAUGGCUGUCUGGUUCUGCUGGGAUGGGUUUUACUCCACAUGUUAUCACUAUUGCAAUUGGAGAAGACAUUGCAACAAAAAUAAUGUCAUUUUCGCAGCAGGGGCCAAGAGCUCUGUGCAUUUUGUCAGCCAAUGGUGCUGUUUCUACUGUGGCUCUUCGUCAACCUUCAACAUCUGGUGGCACAGUCACAUAUGAGGGACGAUUCGAGAUAGUUUGUCUUACAGGCUCUUACUUGGUCACUGAUAGCGGUGGCUCGCGAAACCGAAGUGGAGGCCUUAGCGUCACUCUUGCUAAUGCCGAUGGUCGUGUCAUUGGUGGUGGUGUUGGGGGAGCACUCAUUGCUGCAAGCCCUGUCCAGGUGAUAGUGGGGAGCUUCUUAUGGGGUGGUUCAAAGACAAAGAACAACAAAAGGCAGGAAGCAAUAGAGGGUCCGACAGAUUCGGUGGAUAACCCACUAGGCAUGCAAAAUCAAAACCAAAAUCUUACACCAACAUCGUCCGUGGGUGUGUGGCCAGCAUCUCGGUCAUUGGACAUGCGCAAUGCCCACAUGGACAUCGAUUUGAUGCGUGGGUAACAGUUGUUUGCUAUUAUUAAUAAUAAUAUUAUUAUUUUUGAAUUCAACAACAACAUCAACAAGAGCCAUGUAUAUAUAAUUUUUCAGUUUUCUUGACUAGCUGAAUCUAUUUUUCUUGGAGAUAAAAACUGAUGACAAAUGACAGAAAGCCAGCUGAUUCAAGAUUUCUAACUUCAUUUUGCCCAUUAUGAAUGGACAGCGGGGGAGGUCAUGUACUCAUAUUUUUCUAGCUUUUUUAAUGGAUGGAGUUUUCAUUUUGAUCUA